AUGAGGGGGAUGCCGCUUGGCCAAAUUAUUAAAAAGAACUCGCCCAGCCAGGCACUCAUCAAAAGUGCAAUCCAUCACGACAGCAGCUGCUGUGCAUGUAAAAGAAGAUUCUCCUUUUUUCGAAGCAAACUUUGGAGCCCAACUGAAAAUAUUAUAUAUAGAAAAAACCUUGACAUCAGUUGCAAAAGCCAUGUGUUCUUCUACACCGUUCUGAAUGUAGAUCGGUACAGCCACUUCCUACCUUACGUCACGAAAAGCAAAAUAACAGACAAGGCGGAGGAGCACUUCAAGGCCGUCCUCCAAAUUGAGAAUCUCCUGUUCAAGGAAUCAUAUGACUCCGUCAUUCGGUUCAAGGUGCCUACCACCGUCAAG
This is a messenger RNA of Plasmodium fragile, 372 nucleotides long. RefSeq lists its product as uncharacterized. The transcript has 2 exons. Gene Ontology annotation, molecular function: ubiquinone binding. Lineage: Eukaryota; Apicomplexa; Aconoidasida; Haemosporida; Plasmodiidae. The annotation marks the transcript as partial. Gene Ontology annotation, biological process: cellular respiration; ubiquinone biosynthetic process. The record is from RefSeq and is a predicted model, not a curated record.